CACACACACACACACACACACACACACACACACAUACACAUGCACACACUCGCAGAAAAAGGAAAAAAAAGUCUACACAGCUAUCGUGCGCACAGCUCACAAAGAGAAAUAGUAUUGGAGAGGCAGGGCAGCAGGGCAGAAGUGCAGAUUAAAAAGAGCCCAGAGAAACUAUUGCUCUAAGCCCUGACAUACAACUACAAGACCUCCAGAGUAAAAAUGUUUGGACUGAAGCAGUGGACAUGGGUGGCUGCAGUGGCACUCCUCGUGCUAACAGUGAUGGCAGCGGGAGGAGGUAAAGCAGAAAAACAAGGAAAGAAAGAGCGCAAGUCAGACUGCGGGGACUGGCAGUGGAGCGUGUGUGUGGCCAACGAGGGCGACUGCGGACUCGGCACCAGGGAGGGAACUCGCACCGGCUGCAAGCAGACCAUAAAAACCCAACGCUGCAAGAUCCCCUGCAACUGGAAGAAGAAGUUCGGAGGGGAGUGCAAGUACAACUUCCAGGCUUGGGGCGAGUGUGACCUGGCGACGGGCAAGAAGAACAGGACGGGGAUUCUGAAACGAGCGCUCAUGGAUGCGACCUGCGCCACCACCGUCACGGCAACUAAGCCAUGCGGGAAAAUKCCCAAGACCAAGCUGCAAGAUGCAAAGAAGCAAAAGAAGGAAGGGAAGAAGCGUCCCCAAAUGAACUGAUGAGGAUUUUCUGAGCCUGGAAAAUGGAAGACGACUGUGGAAUGAUGUCCUCUGCCUUAUUUCAAUGUGCUUUCUGUUUAUAUGUCCUGUAGCUUGACAGUAGGGGCCUCUGUAGCUUUGACAAAACCAGUGGAAACAAGCCUUUUUUAGUGAAAAUGUAUUUUUUUUUCCUUUUUGUUUUUAGCAACCAGAUAAAAAACACAACUUGUACUUUGCCUUAGGAGACAGUUCACAGUGGUAGGGUCGGAUAAUGAGAAGAUCUGUUUACCAGUUUUCUCAUUUAAUUAUGUUAUCUGUUGGGUUAUUUUCUUAAGAGCAAAUUGCCUCAGAUUUGUUUUACACUAUAAACAGCCCAGCUCUAAUUUGGACACAAACCCACCCUUUUUGAGCCUGUGCCCUGGCUUAAUGAAGCAGUUUGCUAAAAGUACGGCUUCAAAUAUCUCCACUUAAUUAAAUAGAAAAAGAAAAAAUAAAGUCAUGCAUUUGCAAUUUUAAGUGACCUAAUUUAACACUUUUACUGUUAAACAAACAGGUCAAUUUACAGCAAAAAUCGCUUCUGUCAUAAAGUUUUAUCUCCUGCUGCUCUUCUGUACCUCAGUUUACAACCACACAUUGUUAACCCUUUCUUUCUCUUUUUAAUUCCUGUCCUAGGUCAAGAUUUAAAACCUAACAUCUUGUACUCUUCUCGGUAUAUUUGCUAAAUUAAAAAAGAAUCAAUAAAAGUUUGAAAACAAAAGA
Molecule: messenger RNA, 1428 nt
Organism: Austrofundulus limnaeus
Lineage: Eukaryota; Metazoa; Chordata; Actinopteri; Cyprinodontiformes; Rivulidae
Gene: ptn
Product: pleiotrophin
Exons: 5
Coding region: 217-690 (157 amino acids)
Molecular function (GO): growth factor activity
Source: RefSeq, a predicted model, not a curated record